AUGGAUGAGAAGCAUUCAGAACUUACUAAGACUGGAGUCUUCAAUGCAGCUAUAAAUAGCAAAGCUGACCUGGUGGGGAAGCCAAGGGUGCUUUUAAGGAGCUCUGGCAAAACGGGCAUGAUGAUGGUCUUCACUUGGAUGCUAUUGUUAAGUUCAGGAGUUCUGGCAACUACUACAGAUAAAAGAUCUACAACCACCACUACAACUGAGUUUACUACAACACCUGAACCUACCACCUAUGCAAGAUCUACAACCACCACCACACCUGAGUUUACUACAUCUGAAACUACCACCUGGAACUAUUCCUGUGGUGGAUUGCUGACACAAUCAUAUGGCACAUUUUCCAGUCCAUUCUAUCCUGGAUACUAUUUAAACAACAUGAAUUGUGUGUGGCGAAUCCAAGUAUCCUCGGGCCGCCUCAUAAAUCUCAUGUUUACGGAUGUUCAGCUGGAAGGUGAUUCUUGCCAAUAUGAUUACAUUGAGGUCUAUGAUACAGGCUUUUAUGGGCUCACGUUACUUGGGAGAGUGUGUAAUGGUUCCAUGCACACGUUUACAUCGCUCUCAAACAAACUGAUGGUUCAGUUUCACAGUGAUGGUAGUGUCACAAGAAGAGGUUUCCGGGCAGAAUAUUAUUCAUUUCUCGAAUAUGACAAUAGUACCAGCCUUAGAUUGGUGAAUGGAAGCAAUAGAUGUGAGGGGCGCAUAGAAAUUUAUCACAAUGGAACCUGGGGGACAGUUUGUGAUGAUUCGUGGGAUCAAAGAGAUGCCCAGGUUGUGUGCAGGCAGCUUGGAUGUGGCCUGGCCGCUUCAGCGCCAGGAAAUGCUUAUUUUGGCCAAGGCUCGGGAUCUAUUCACCUGGAUGAUGUGCAGUGUUCAGGGAAUGAGUCAUUCCUCUGGCAGUGUCCUCACCGUGGAUGGGGUGCACACAACUGUCAUCAUGGUGAAGAUGCUGGUGUCAUCUGCUUUGCUCCCACUACAACAACGCAGACGCCUGGAACAGCAAGGCCUUCUUGUGGUGGUUUACUUUCAAAUUCAUCUGGGACAUUUCACAGCCCAUUCUAUCCUGGAAAUUAUGCAAGCAAUGCCAACUGUGUAUGGGAAAUACAAGUAAUGAACAAUUACCGUGUAACAGUCACGUUCAGAGAUAUUACGUUGGAAGGUGGUCAGUGCCAAUAUAACUACAUUGAAGUGUAUGAUGGACCAUUAUAUUCCUCUCCAUUGCUUGGGAGAAUUUGUUAUGCUUCUGUUAUCACCUACACAUCGUCCUCAAACUUGAUGACUGUUCGGUUUCACGGUGACUACAGUUACGCAGCCAGAGGGUUUUCGGCUGACUAUUACUCCAUUCCAGCAGAUCAGAAUACUACGCUCCUGUGCUUGCCAGAAUACAUGAAGGCCGUUGUUAGCAGAGCCUACCUCAGUUCACAAGGCUACUCUGCAUGGGAUGUCAGCUUGAGUGACCCUUCUUGUAGACCAACAAUUACACCAUACUAUGUUAUUUUUGAUAUACCAUACACCCGCUGUGGCACCAGAAGAGAGGGAGACAACAAUACAAUCACUUAUACCAACCAGAUCACAGUAACCUCUUCUGGUUACAUAAUCAAAAGACAAAAGGACCUUCAUGUGCAUGUCAACUGCAAAAUGCUCCAGAACACCUGGGUACAAGUUAUGUAUGUUGCUGACAAUGUUAUCGAGGUCAACGAAACUCAGUACAGCAGAUACAAUGUGAACUUGACAUUUUAUAGAUCAUCAUCAUUCUCACAGCCAGUCUAUGACUGGCCAUACUACGUUGAUUUAAACCAGAAUCUAUUCCUUCAAGCUUAUCUUCACAGCUCUGACUCGAAUCUGGUGUUGUUUGUGGACACAUGUGUAGCAUCCCCUGAUCCCAAUGAUUUUACAACUACAUCAUAUGAUUUAAUCAGGAAUGGCUGCAUUAGAGAUUCUACGUACAGGACAUACUACUCAGGCUACAAUUACAUGGCCCGGUUUAAAUUUAAUGCCUUCCAUUUUAUUAACUGGCAUCCAUCUGUUUACUUGCAAUGCCAGAUGGUGGUGUGCAGGGCAUAUGAUUAUUCCUCCCGUUGCUACCAGGGCUGCCUCUCUCGGUCCAAGAGAGAUACCGGCUCUUCUCAUGAAAAAGUGACUGUUGUUGUUGGCCCGAUUCAGCUUCGGAGAGAUGGCAGCCAGAACAGGAAUGCUGAACCGGACUUUUCAGGCCUUCAGAAAAAUGUGGAUAUGGAUAAUCCAUUAAUUGCUCCUGUUGAAAAUCACUUUGUUCCAUUUGUUGUUGCUGCUGCGGUCCUGGCAGUUGCAGUUAUCACUCUUGCUGGUUUUCUUUUGAAAAACAAAAUGGAGAAGAAAGAGGUUCCCUACAAGAUAAUGAUUGUUGAGCACCAAGGAAUAAGCAUCCGACUGGUGAAUGGAAGGAACAGAUGUGAGGGCCGUGUAGAAAUCAGUUACAACGGAGCCUGGGGGACGGUUUGUGAUGAUUCCUGGGAUUUCAGCGAUGCUGAGGUUGUGUGCAGGCAGCUUGGAUGUGGCUCCGCCAUUUCAUCCGCACAAAGUGCCUACUUUGGUCAAGGCUCCGGGUAUAUUCACCUGGAUGAUGUGCAGUGCAGAGGAAAUGAGUGCUAUCUCUGGCAAUGCCCUCACCAGGGCUGGGGAAGCCAUAACUGUGGACAUAGUGAAGAUGCUGGUGUCAUCUGUUCAGGUGCUUAUGCAACCAGCACAACCACGAAGCCGACAUGGGCUACAUCAAGAGGAAUAAGCAUCCGACUGGUGAAUGGAAGGAACAGAUGUGAGGGCCGUGUAGAAAUCAGUUACAACGGAGCCUGGGGGACGGUUUGUGAUGAUUCCUGGGAUUUCAGCGAUGCUGAGGUUGUGUGCAGGCAGCUUGGAUGUGGCUCCGCCAUUUCAUCCGCACAAAGUGCCUACUUUGGUCAAGGCUCCGGGUAUAUUCACCUGGAUGAUGUGCAGUGCAGAGGAAAUGAGUGCUAUCUCUGGCAAUGCCCUCACCGGGGCUGGGGAAGCCAUAACUGUGGACAUAGUGAAGACGCUGGUGUCAUCUGUUCGGGUGCUUAUGCAACCAGCACAACCACGAGGCCGACAUGGGCUACAUCAAGAGAUGCAAGAUCUACAACCACCACUACAACUGAGUUUACUACAACACCUGAACCUACCACCUAUACAAGAUCUACAACCACCACCACACCUGAGUUUACUACAACAUCUGAACUUACCACCUAUCAAACUAUAGCUGAUGAACUACUUGUGCAACUCACGAAUGGGCCAAACAGAUGUGCAGGUCGUGUUGAAAUAUUUUAUUUUGGAAGCUGGUAUAAAGUUUGUGGCUCUUUAUGGGAUAUGAACGAUGCACUGGUUUUGUGCAGACAACUUAAUUGUGGCUCAGCUGUUGCUGCGUUGAGAAAUUCCUAUUAUGGUGAAGGCUGGUUAUAUCCUCUGAUGACAGCAGUGAACUGCACUGGCUCUGAACAUUUUUUAUGGGAGUGUCCUUAUCAACAUUGGCCCCAUUCAUGUGACUAUUAUGGGGAUGCCAGUGUGAUAUGUUCAGAUUCUGGAGUGACAGCACCUCCACAAACAGGUAACUCAGAAUUUGAGCUAAGCUCUACCACUACAACAACGCAGAAGCCUGGAGCAGGUACCAGCCUCAGAUUGGUGAAUGGAAGCAAUAGAUGUGAGGGGCGCAUAGAAAUUUAUCACAAUGGAACCUGGGGGACAGUUUGUGAUGAUUCGUGGGAUCAAAGAGAUGCCCAGGUUGUGUGCAGGCAGCUUGGAUGUGGCCUGGCCGCUUUAGCACCAGGAAAUGCUUAUUUUGGCCAAGGCUCAGGAUCUAUUCACCUGGAUGAUGUGCAGUGUUCAGGGAAUGAGUCAUUCCUCUGGCAGUGUCCUCACCGUGGAUGGGGCGCACACAACUGUGGUCAUGGUGAAGAUGCUGGUGUCAUCUGCUCAGCUCCCACUACAACAACACAGACGCCUGCAACAGGGAACUAUUCCUGUGGUGGAUUGCUGACACAAUCAUAUGGCACAUUUUCCAGUCCAUUCUAUCCUGGAUACUAUUUAAACAACAUGAAUUGUGUGUGGCGAAUCCAAGUAUCCUCGGGCCGCCUCAUAAAUCUGAUGUUUACGGAUGUUCAGCUGGAAGGUGAUUCUUGCCAAUAUGAUUACAUUGAGGUCUAUGAUACAGGCUUUUAUGGGCUCACGUUACUUGGGAGAGUGUGUAAUGGUUCCAUGCACACGUUUACAUCGCUCUCAAACAAACUGAUGGUUCAGUUUCACAGUGAUGGUAGUGUCACAAGAAGAGGUUUCCGGGCAGAAUAUUAUUCAUUUCUCAAAUAUGACAAUACUACCACUACAACAACGCAGAAGCCUGGAGCAGGUACCAGCCUCAGAUUGGUGAAUGGAAGCAAUAGAUGUGAGGGGCGCAUAGAAAUUUAUCACAAUGGAACCUGGGGGACAGUUUGUGAUGAUUCGUGGGAUCAAAGAGAUGCCCAGGUUGUGUGCAGGCAGCUUGGAUGUGGCCUGGCCGCUUUAGCACCAGGAAAUGCUUAUUUUGGCCAAGGCUCAGGAUCUAUUCACCUGGAUGAUGUGCAGUGUUCAGGGAAUGAGUCAUUCCUCUGGCAGUGUCCUCACCGUGGAUGGGGCGCACACAACUGUGGUCAUGGUGAAGAUGCUGGUGUCAUCUGCUCAGCUCCCACUACAACAACACAGACGCCUGCAACAGGGAACUAUUCCUGUGGUGGAUUGCUGACACAAUCAUAUGGCACAUUUUCCAGUCCAUUCUAUCCUGGAUACUAUUUAAACAACAUGAAUUGUGUGUGGCGAAUCCAAGUAUCCUCGGGCCGCCUCAUAAAUCUCAUGUUUACGGAUGUUCAGCUGGAAGGUGAUUCUUGCCAAUAUGAUUACAUUGAGGUCUAUGAUACAGGCUUUUAUGGGCUCACGUUACUUGGGAGAGUGUGUAAUGGUUCCAUGCACACGUUUACAUCGCUCUCAAACAAACUGAUGGUUCAGUUUCACAGUGAUGGUAGUGUCACAAGAAGAGGUUUCCGGGCAGAAUAUUAUUCAUUUCUCAAAUAUGACAAUACUACCACUACAACAACGCAGAAGCCUGGAGCAGGUACCAGCCUCAGAUUGGUGAAUGGAAGCAAUAGAUGUGAGGGGCGCAUAGAAAUUUAUCACAAUGGAACCUGGGGGACAGUUUGUGAUGAUUCGUGGGAUCAAAGAGAUGCCCAGGUUGUGUGCAGGCAGCUUGGAUGUGGCCUGGCCGCUUUAGCACCAGGAAAUGCUUAUUUUGGCCAAGGCUCAGGAUCUAUUCACCUGGAUGAUGUGCAGUGUUCAGGGAAUGAGUCAUUCCUCUGGCAGUGUCCUCACCGUGGAUGGGGCGCACACAACUGUGGUCAUGGUGAAGAUGCUGGUGUCAUCUGCUCAGCUCCCACUACAACAACACAGACGCCUGUAACAGGGAACUAUUCCUGUGGUGGAUUGCUGACACAAUCAUAUGGCACAUUUUCCAGUCCAUUCUAUCCUGGAUACUAUUUAAACAACAUGAAUUGUGUGUGGCGAAUCCAAGUAUCCUCGGGCCGCCUCAUAAAUCUGAUGUUUACGGAUGUUCAGCUGGAAGGUGAUUCUUGCCAAUAUGAUUACAUUGAGGUCUAUGAUACAGGCUUUUAUGGGCUCACGUUACUUGGGAGAGUGUGUAAUGGUUCCAUGCACACGUUUACAUCGCUCUCAAACAAACUGAUGGUUCAGUUUCACAGUGAUGGUAGUGUCACAAGAAGAGGUUUCCGGGCAGAAUAUUAUUCAUUUCUCAAAUAUGACAAUACUACCACUACAACAACGCAGAAGCCUGGAGCAGGUACCAGCCUCAGAUUGGUGAAUGGAAGCAAUAGAUGUGAGGGGCGCAUAGAAAUUUAUCACAAUGGAACCUGGGGGACAGUUUGUGAUGAUUCGUGGGAUCAAAGAGAUGCCCAGGUUGUGUGCAGGCAGCUUGGAUGUGGCCUGGCCGCUUUAGCACCAGGAAAUGCUUAUUUUGGCCAAGGCUCAGGAUCUAUUCACCUGGAUGAUGUGCAGUGUUCAGGGAAUGAGUCAUUCCUCUGGCAGUGUCCUCACCGUGGAUGGGGCGCACACAACUGUGGUCAUGGUGAAGAUGCUGGUGUCAUCUGCUCAGCUCCCACUACAACAACACAGACGCCUGCAACAGGGAACUAUUCCUGUGGUGGAUUGCUGACACAAUCAUAUGGCACAUUUUCCAGUCCAUUCUAUCCUGGAUACUAUUUAAACAACAUGAAUUGUGUGUGGCGAAUCCAAGUAUCCUCGGGCCGCCUCAUAAAUCUGAUGUUUACGGAUGUUCAGCUGGAAGGUGAUUCUUGCCAAUAUGAUUACAUUGAGGUCUAUGAUACAGGCUUUUAUGGGCUCACGUUACUUGGGAGAGUGUGUAAUGGUUCCAUGCACACGUUUACAUCGCUCUCAAACAAACUGAUGGUUCAGUUUCACAGUGAUGGUAGUGUCACAAGAAGAGGUUUCCGGGCAGAAUAUUAUUCAUUUCUCAAAUAUGACAAUACUACCACUACAACAACGCAGAAGCCUGGAGCAGGUACCAGCCUCAGAUUGGUGAAUGGAAGCAAUAGAUGUGAGGGGCGCAUAGAAAUUUAUCACAAUGGAACCUGGGGGACAGUUUGUGAUGAUUCGUGGGAUCAAAGAGAUGCCCAGGUUGUGUGCAGGCAGCUUGGAUGUGGCCUGGCCGCUUUAGCACCAGGAAAUGCUUAUUUUGGCCAAGGCUCAGGAUCUAUUCACCUGGAUGAUGUGCAGUGUUCAGGGAAUGAGUCAUUCCUCUGGCAGUGUCCUCACCGUGGAUGGGGCGCACACAACUGUGGUCAUGGUGAAGAUGCUGGUGUCAUCUGCUCAGCUCCCACUACAACAACACAGACGCCUGCAACAGGGAACUAUUCCUGUGGUGGAUUGCUGACACAAUCAUAUGGCACAUUUUCCAGUCCAUUCUAUCCUGGAUACUAUUUAAACAACAUGAAUUGUGUGUGGCGAAUCCAAGUAUCCUCGGGCCGCCUCAUAAAUCUCAUGUUUACGGAUGUUCAGCUGGAAGGUGAUUCUUGCCAAUAUGAUUACAUUGAGGUCUAUGAUACAGGCUUUUAUGGGCUCACGUUACUUGGGAGAGUGUGUAAUGGUUCCAUGCACACGUUUACAUCGCUCUCAAACAAACUGAUGGUUCAGUUUCACAGUGAUGGUAGUGUCACAAGAAGAGGUUUCCGGGCAGAAUAUUAUUCAUUUCUCAAAUAUGACAAUACUACCACUACAACAACGCAGAAGCCUGGAGCAGGUACCAGCCUCAGAUUGGUGAAUGGAAGCAAUAGAUGUGAGGGGCGCAUAGAAAUUUAUCACAAUGGAACCUGGGGGACAGUUUGUGAUGAUUCGUGGGAUCAAAGAGAUGCCCAGGUUGUGUGCAGGCAGCUUGGAUGUGGCCUGGCCGCUUUAGCACCAGGAAAUGCUUAUUUUGGCCAAGGCUCAGGAUCUAUUCACCUGGAUGAUGUGCAGUGUUCAGGGAAUGAGUCAUUCCUCUGGCAGUGUCCUCACCGUGGAUGGGGCGCACACAACUGUGGUCAUGGUGAAGAUGCUGGUGUCAUCUGCUCAGCUCCCACUACAACAACACAGACGCCUGCAACAGGGAACUAUUCCUGUGGUGGAUUGCUGACACAAUCAUAUGGCACAUUUUCCAGUCCAUUCUAUCCUGGAUACUAUUUAAACAACAUGAAUUGUGUGUGGCGAAUCCAAGUAUCCUCGGGCCGCCUCAUAAAUCUGAUGUUUACGGAUGUUCAGCUGGAAGGUGAUUCUUGCCAAUAUGAUUACAUUGAGGUCUAUGAUACAGGCUUUUAUGGGCUCACGUUACUUGGGAGAGUGUGUAAUGGUUCCAUGCACACGUUUACAUCGCUCUCAAACAAACUGAUGGUUCAGUUUCACAGUGAUGGUAGUGUCACAAGAAGAGGUUUCCGGGCAGAAUAUUAUUCAUUUCUCAAAUAUGACAAUACUACCACUACAACAACGCAGAAGCCUGGAGCAGGUACCAGCCUCAGAUUGGUGAAUGGAAGCAAUAGAUGUGAGGGGCGCAUAGAAAUUUAUCACAAUGGAACCUGGGGGACAGUUUGUGAUGAUUCGUGGGAUCAAAGAGAUGCCCAGGUUGUGUGCAGGCAGCUUGGAUGUGGCCUGGCCGCUUUAGCACCAGGAAAUGCUUAUUUUGGCCAAGGCUCAGGAUCUAUUCACCUGGAUGAUGUGCAGUGUUCAGGGAAUGAGUCAUUCCUCUGGCAGUGUCCUCACCGUGGAUGGGGCGCACACAACUGUGGUCAUGGUGAAGAUGCUGGUGUCAUCUGCUCAGCUCCCACUACAACAACACAGACGCCUGUAACAGGGAACUAUUCCUGUGGUGGAUUGCUGACACAAUCAUAUGGCACAUUUUCCAGUCCAUUCUAUCCUGGAUACUAUUUAAACAACAUGAAUUGUGUGUGGCGAAUCCAAGUAUCCUCGGGCCGCCUCAUAAAUCUGAUGUUUACGGAUGUUCAGCUGGAAGGUGAUUCUUGCCAAUAUGAUUACAUUGAGGUCUAUGAUACAGGCUUUUAUGGGCUCACGUUACUUGGGAGAGUGUGUAAUGGUUCCAUGCACACGUUUACAUCGCUCUCAAACAAACUGAUGGUUCAGUUUCACAGUGAUGGUAGUGUCACAAGAAGAGGUUUCCGGGCAGAAUAUUAUUCAUUUCUCAAAUAUGACAAUACUACCACUACAACAACGCAGAAGCCUGGAGCAGGUACCAGCCUCAGAUUGGUGAAUGGAAGCAAUAGAUGUGAGGGGCGCAUAGAAAUUUAUCACAAUGGAACCUGGGGGACAGUUUGUGAUGAUUCGUGGGAUCAAAGAGAUGCCCAGGUUGUGUGCAGGCAGCUUGGAUGUGGCCUGGCCGCUUUAGCACCAGGAAAUGCUUAUUUUGGCCAAGGCUCAGGAUCUAUUCACCUGGAUGAUGUGCAGUGUUCAGGGAAUGAGUCAUUCCUCUGGCAGUGUCCUCACCGUGGAUGGGGCGCACACAACUGUGGUCAUGGUGAAGAUGCUGGUGUCAUCUGCUCAGCUCCCACUACAACAACACAGACGCCUGUAACAGGGAACUAUUCCUGUGGUGGAUUGCUGACACAAUCAUAUGGCACAUUUUCCAGUCCAUUCUAUCCUGGAUACUAUUUAAACAACAUGAAUUGUGUGUGGCGAAUCCAAGUAUCCUCGGGCCGCCUCAUAAAUCUGAUGUUUACGGAUGUUCAGCUGGAAGGUGAUUCUUGCCAAUAUGAUUACAUUGAGGUCUAUGAUACAGGCUUUUAUGGGCUCACGUUACUUGGGAGAGUGUGUAAUGGUUCCAUGCACACGUUUACAUCGCUCUCAAACAAACUGAUGGUUCAGUUUCACAGUGAUGGUAGUGUCACAAGAAGAGGUUUCCGGGCAGAAUAUUAUUCAUUUCUCAAAUAUGACAAUACUACCACUACAACAACGCAGAAGCCUGGAGCAGGUACCAGCCUCAGAUUGGUGAAUGGAAGCAAUAGAUGUGAGGGGCGCAUAGAAAUUUAUCACAAUGGAACCUGGGGGACAGUUUGUGAUGAUUCGUGGGAUCAAAGAGAUGCCCAGGUUGUGUGCAGGCAGCUUGGAUGUGGCCUGGCCGCUUUAGCGCCAGGAAAUGCUUAUUUUGGCCAAGGCUCAGGAUCUAUUCACCUGGAUGAUGUGCAGUGUUCAGGGAAUGAGUCAUUCCUCUGGCAGUGUCCUCACCGUGGAUGGGGCGCACACAACUGUGGUCAUGGUGAAGAUGCUGGUGUCAUCUGCUCAGCUCCCACUACAACAACACAGACGCCUGCAUCAGCAAGGCCUUCUUGUGGUGGUUUACUUUCAAAUUCAUCUGGGACAUUUCACAGCCCAUUCUAUCCUGGAAAUUAUGCAAGCAAUGCCAACUGUGUAUGGGAAAUACAAGUAAUGAACAAUUACCGUGUAACAGUCACAUUCAGAGAUAUUACGUUGGAAGGUGGUCAAUGCCAAUAUAACUACAUUGAAGUGUAUGAUGGACCAUUAUAUACCUCUCCAUUGCUUGGGAGAAUUUGUUAUGCUUCUGUUAUCACCUACACAUCGUCCUCAAACUUGAUGACUGUUCGGUUUCACGGUGACUACAGUUACGCAGCCAGAGGGUUUUCGGCUGACUAUUACUCCAUUCCAGCAGAUCAGAAUACUACGCUCCUGUGCUUGCCAGAAUACAUGAAGGCCGUUGUUAGCAGAGCCUACCUCAGUUCACAAGGCUACUCUGCAUGGGAUGUCAGCUUGAGUGACCCUUCUUGUAGACCAACAAUUACACCAUACUAUGUUAUUUUUGAUAUACCAUACACCCGCUGUGGCACCAGAAGAGAGGGAGACAACAAUACAAUCACUUAUACCAACCAGAUCACAGUAACCUCUUCUGGUUACAUAAUCAAAAGACAAAAGGACCUUCAUGUGCACGUCAACUGCAAAAUGCUCCAGAACACCUGGGUACAAGUUAUGUAUGUUGCUGACAAUGUUAUCGAGGUCAACGAAACUCAGUACAGCAGAUACAAUGUGAACUUGACAUUUUAUAGAUCAUCAUCAUUCUCACAGCCAGUCUAUGACUGGCCAUACUACGUUGAUUUAAACCAGAAUCUAUUCCUUCAAGCUUAUCUUCACAGCUCUGACUCGAAUCUGGUGUUGUUUGUGGACACAUGUGUAGUAUCCCCUGAUCCCAAUGAUUUUACAACUACAUCAUAUGAUUUAAUCAGGAAUGGCUGCAUUAGAGAUUCUACGUACAGGACAUACUACUCAGGCUACAAUUACAUGGCCCGGUUUAAAUUUAAUGCCUUCCAUUUUAUUAACUGGCAUCCAUCUGUUUACUUGCAAUGCCAGAUGGUGGUGUGCAGGGCAUAUGAUUAUUCCUCCCGUUGCUACCAGGGCUGCCUCUCUCGGUCCAAGAGAGAUACCGGCUCUUCUCAUGAAAAAGUGACUGUUGUUGUUGGCCCGAUUCAGCUUCGGAGAGAUGGCAGCCAGAACAGGAAUGCUGAACCGGACUUUUCAGGCCUUCAGAAAAAUGUGGAUAUGGAUAAUCCAUUAAUUGCUCCUGUUGAAAAUCACUUUGUUCCAUUUGUUGUUGCUGCUGCGGUCCUGGCAGUUGCAGUUAUCACUCUUGCUGGUUUUCUUUUGAAAAACAAAAUGGAGAAGAAAGAGGUUCCCUACAAGAUAAUGAUGUAAGAUGCAAAAGCACCAGCACUGGACAGACACCAGAAUAUUAGGAGACUGACUCAACGAUUCAGUUCUAGCAUUUGUUCUUCACUUUUACACAACAAAUCAAGCUUUCAUGGAAAUGUAUGAAAAACGUACUGUACACCCUAUGUUUUAGCUACUCAACUUGGAUUAGAGAGGUCUGAGCAUGAAAGCCCUGCACAUAAAGUACGCUGGGGUUGAGCAAAAUGUUGUCUCUUAGAUUUUGUCUCCCUAAUCAGUUGCCAUCUCCAAUAAUGAUCUCAAUGCAAAUCCUGUAUCUCAGCCACCAGCUCCACCUCCUCAAACUAGACCCAGCUAUUACUCCCAGCAUUUUUAGUGUACUGCAGCGAGAUUCCAGAGUAGGUUUGGGCAUCCUUGGAAGUAUUAUCUAUGCAUACAGGACAAGUAGCCUAGAAACCUGCCCAUGUCAGACCUCCAGAGUCACAUACUCUCCAAGUCCCUGACCUGUUAAAUGAGGAUAAGAGCACAGAAGUGUUGUGAGGAUGGUAAAAUAGUGAAAGUUGUGAAGAGCUCAGAUUCUUCAGUGGUGUGGGAGCCAUGUAAGUAACUUGGAGAGUUACUUUGAUAUCUUCAUCAGUAAUAAAUCCCAGUUGGAUACAACAUAUCAUUCUAAGUGAACCUUUCAUGCAUACAAAGACGUGUUUAAUUCUUAUGUCAAGGUUUCAGAUAUUGUUAGUAACUGCAGAUAGCCAAGAUACUUGAAUGCAAGAGCAAGUUUUCCCUUUUCCUCACGUCCCUUCAAAGCCCAUUGUACUAAGACCUCAGAAAUUCAGAGAUAGGGAUGAAAGACAUGCAUGGCAUGGGUAGUUACACAAAAGAGAGGUUUUAUUUAGCAGAAAUAUUUUGGUAAUCAGUCAUGAUUGGGAACAGAAUACAAAAUAGUACCUACAGUUAUCUGGGGAGAUACUUGACUACAACGUUUCAAACUAUCUCCAGCAAGGUUCUUUAAGGUUAAAUUUCUCAUUGUAAAAGUUUUGUGCUAAUUUGCAGUGUGGGGUGAUUUCUAGUCUAAAUGAAUUUCUUGGGUAAAUGCUGUGAUUCAAAAUCAGAAGAGGAAAGACCUAUAAUGCAAUAUUUCUGUCUGUAAACUUGCAAACAUAUACCACCUUUGCAUUUUGACGUCAAACUCAUACUUCACUGUAUUGGAGAGCUGCCUCUGUCAUAAAGAAGCUUUGUCAAACAACAA
Alligator mississippiensis (American alligator) is the source of this 12508-nucleotide messenger RNA. RefSeq names its product deleted in malignant brain tumors 1 protein. The coding region runs from base 1 to 11289 and encodes 3762 amino acids. The record is from RefSeq and is a predicted model, not a curated record. Gene Ontology annotation, cellular component: membrane. The transcript is spliced from 74 exons. NCBI's taxonomy places the organism in Eukaryota, Metazoa, Chordata, Crocodylia, Alligatoridae.